GUAUGUAUCCUUGUUCUUAUCUUUGUUCGCAUGAUUGUUAUUUUUGUGUGCUAUUGAAUAUUUGCUAUUCAAAAACUAGCGUCAAGCUAUAAAUUUCACGAAAAAUAGACAGACUAUGACUAAUGUAUCAAUGGAUAUAUGACCAUAGGCGUGACACAACAAAUCAUUCGACGAACUAUACAAAGGCCAUAGCUGUUGCUGACAACGAAAACUAAUAGCAUUACCAAUGCUGGUUGAUAGUGUCGGUAUUAUAUGUGUGGUCAGUGGUAUUAACGCUAGUACAUUUAUUUGUACUUAAAAGUUUUUAAAAAAAAUUUUGACGCAUUUUAAUAUGUAAAACAUCUACCGAUGUACUAAGAGUAGUGGUGUCAUUGUACUUAACUUUAGAGGUGCCCGAAUACAUUCACAGUUGAUAGCCAAUAUGGAUCAAGAAGUCACAGAUUCUGAGACUCUUCAAAACAUCUUAUUUUUACUCAAUGAAACUCAUUAUAAACCAAGAGAAUUUUACAACAUGAUGAUUUCCAAUAAGACAAUAGCUAACUUGCUUGAUUCUGAUGAUGACUUGAUGAACAAUAUGUACAAUGCUCUUUUUCAAUGUUUUGGUAUCAUCAUUACAGGGUAUUUAUCAGGUCGAUUAGGCCUUGUUAGCCAUGCUGCUGGAAUUGGUUUGAACCGGUUUGUUGGAACAUUUGCUUUACCAUCACUGAUUUUUGUUAAUAUGGCUGUGUUAGACUUGUCAUCUGUAAACUUGGUGUUUCUUGGAUCACUUCUGGUUUCAAAAACAUUUGUCUUUGUAUCUGUUGCUUUAAUUACAGUCUUAGUUACAAGACCACCAGACAUAGCUAGAGCAGCUUUGUUUGCAAUAUUUUGCACACAAAGCAAUGACUUCGCAAUUGGCGCCCCGAUAUUUGAAGCCCUUUACAGACAUAAACACAGUGAAUUUGUGAACUAUUUGUAUCUAGUAGCCCCCAUUAAUUUGAUUAUUCUUAAUCCAUUUGGUUUUGCCAUGAUGGAGUUAGGACAAGAAUAUGAUCGCCAUGAAACAACUAGACGGUCAGCUUUGAUGGGUAGAAUUUCAAGAAACAUCAUUUGCAAUCCAGUUGUGUUUAUGACAGCUCUUGGAGUAAUAGCUAAUUUAGUUUUUAACCAUAGUCCACCAAAAAUUAUUACAACAUUUCUUGGGACGUUUGGAAAUGCUUUUACAGCAACAGCAUUAUUUUUACUUGGUUUGAAAAUGGUUGGAAAUGUCAACAAACUUAGAGGAGAAGCUUUGAUCUUACCAUUACUUCUUAUUGCUGCUAAGUUGUUAGUAUUACCAUUAGUAAUAAGAGAAAUAACAAGUAUAUUUUUGGGUAAUUUUGGCACAAUUGCCCCUAAUGAUAAACUGGAAUUCACAAUGUUUGGAUUUUUGUAUGGAAUGAUUCCUUCUGCUCCAGCAGUUUUUGUUUACGCGUCUGCCUACAAUUUAGAAAUGGAUUUGAUUGCGAGUUCAAUGGUUUUAUGUGUUUUUUUCUCUGCUCCGAUCAUGUUUUUAACCGCCAAGAUAAUAUCUGUAGCUAAAUUAGAUCCAACUAAUAAUAUUACUGCUCUAAUAAACUAUCAAUUCAAUGUCAGUGUAGUGGCUAUUCCUGCAUCUCUGUGGGUCAUACUAGUCAUGUUGAAAAAGUUAAAAAGUUUUCCUUUUAAAGUGAUUUUUUGUUUGGUUGUAUCUCAGGUAGUGUCAUGCACUGGAGUUUUACUAGAGUAUUUAUCUGAAACUCCCCAAUCGCAUCCUUUAACUUACAUACAACUUAUGCUAAGUAUAGCUGGUGAUAUGAGUUGUUACAUUUGGACAGCAUGUUUAGCCUUUACAUUGCUUAUAAUGCACAAGCCGUUCACUAAUGAUUUUCAGAACAAAAUUCUUUAUUUUUACAUGAUAUUAUCUUGGGGUGUUCCAAUAUUAUUAGUGACCAUUUUGAUGUUAACUUGCCAACCGCCAAAAUUCAUCAAAUCUGAUUUCGAUCAAAAUUAUGUGUAUGGUGUACCAGAAGCAGCAAUGCUAACAUCAGUUCUUCUUAUGUCCAUUAUCUGUAUAGUUGUUUGUUUAGUAUUAUACCAACGACGGAAGUAUAGAAAUCAUGCUGUUUAUUCUGAAACAAUAAAUGAAAUUACACCAAGUACAUCAAAACAAAACUCGGAGUCACAUAGCAUUGAAACAGAAGAUUUAAAAGAAGGUCUUCUGUAUAAUAAACGUCAAACUUAUGCAACAAUUGAAGAUAUUGAACACAUCCAACACUUUUUGUUACUUGUGGCUCAAGCAGUUUCUAUGUUUGUUACAUUUUCUGUGGCGAUUUGGAGAAUAUUUGGCGAUACAAAUGGAUUAUACCUUGAAUUGGCUUAUUGUGAGACAUCAUUAUUAAAAGGGCAAUCAAUUUUCACAUUAUUAAUAUAUGGUCUUAACUACCAAAUGAUCAAUAGGCCUGUUGUCAGAGCUUGGAACAAAUUCUGGUGGGGUGGAUCUCCUAUAGAGUUACCAUUAUGGGAAGAACUACCAUAUGAUACGAGGAAAAUAUGUGAUAAUUUUGUGUGUAAGCAUAGAGAAAAAUGUUUAGCAGAGAUUACUCACCUUACUAGGUGGAAGUUAUGGAAGUAUAAGAAAACUUUUACAGGUUCUGAACUUAUAACGUGGUUAGUAGAAAACAACAUUUGUCAAGAUAGAGAUGAUGCAUUAACUUAUGCUAUUAAGCUUUGGAAUGGUCAAAUUUUAAGGCAUUUAAAUUGUUCAGAAAGUUUUCAAGAUUCAAGUGAUAUUUUAUAUACAUUUAAUCGUCGUUAAUAUUAUUUAAACAUAUUCCUAGCAGCUUUAUCCUAAUUAUACUUAAAUAUUUUCAUCGUGAUAAAUAAUCUUUAAGAGUGAGAAAAUUGUCAUGUUAAUUUUAUUGGUGUAUUUUAAUCCAAAAA
Molecule: messenger RNA, 2940 nt
Organism: Adelges cooleyi (spruce gall adelgid)
Lineage: Eukaryota; Metazoa; Arthropoda; Insecta; Hemiptera; Adelgidae
Gene: anchor
Product: integral membrane protein GPR155
Exons: 16
Coding region: 422-2815 (797 amino acids)
Biological process (GO): intracellular signal transduction; transmembrane transport
Cellular component (GO): membrane
Source: RefSeq, a predicted model, not a curated record